Lathyrus sativus (Indian pea) is the source of this 1959-nucleotide messenger RNA. The record is from the annotation of a GenBank genome assembly. Lineage: Eukaryota; Viridiplantae; Streptophyta; Magnoliopsida; Fabales; Fabaceae.
AUGAAAAAAAACAAAAUCAAAGAUCCUUUUGCAUAUAAACUUGUCCAUAUAAUAUGUUUUUUCUUAACCAUUUUACCACAAAUAUCAAACUGUCAACCCCAACAACCUCUUCCUGCUCAUAACUAUUCCGUUUGUAGGGAACAAUUCUAUAACUGUAAUAAUAACGACCUAUCCAACAUCUCUUAUCCAUUUUGGGGAAAUCGCAGACCCUCUUACUGCGGCGGUGGCGAGCUUUUUAAACUUAACUGCUUUAUUGAUGAAAAGAAAAAUGGCACUACUACAAUUCUAUUAGGCUCACAAAACUUCACAGUACGAAGUAUUGACCUCAAAACUUACACUAUGAAAUUAUCGCGAACCGAUCUUUCGAACGGCGCCUGUAGUCCUCAAUUCGAUAAUAAUUACUUGAGUCCAACUAUUUUCCAGUUUCCAACAAGAACACACAACAUAAGCAUAUUCUACCAUUGUUCAUCUGAUGUCUUGUCCUUUGCUAACUACCAAUCUUUGUGUGGAUCUCAGAAUAGUGCAAUCUGUUUUGAUGAUGCAAAAGGUAAGAUUUUGGAACAAACUCCAGAGUUAAAGGGAUGUGGCAGGCAUAUCAGAGUGCAAGCAGAUUUUGCUUUUGUGCCUAGUACUAAUUUUGGUGUAAUUGGAAGUGAUGAUCUUCAACAAAUUUUAGAUGAGGGGUUUCAGGUGAAAUAUAAUGUGAAUGAAGAGUGCAUAAAAUGUUUGGGAAGUGAAGGGUAUUGUUGGAAUAAUACCAGUGGUCUUGAUAAUUAUCAAUCUUGCUAUUAUAUUUAUACCCCUGAUGGUGAACAUGAUUCCUCUAACACACAUUCUGUUCUCAAAGGUAAUAAUCUGUGGAGCUGGCAUUGGAAAAUGAAAAUCAUUCUAGGAAGUGCAGGUGCAGCAUUAGUAGGAUUACCCAUAUGUAUCAUUAUCUUUUGUUUCAAGUACAAGUCAAGAAAGAAUGACAGAGAAAUUGAAGCAUUCUUAAAAACACAUGAUGCCUUGAGUGUUAGAAGAUACAAAUUUUCACAUAUAAAGAAAAUGACCAACAACUUUAAAGUCAAACUAGGAGAAGGUGGUUACGGUUCUGUAUACAAUGGAAAACUACUCAAUGGUUGCCCUGUUGCCGUAAAGAUAUUGAAGACAUCCAAAGGAACUGGUGAAGAAUUUAUGAAUGAGGUUUCUAGUAUUACUAAAACCUCACACGUUAAUGUUGUCACCCUGCUUGGAUUUUGUUUUGAAGGCCGAAAAAAAGCUUUGAUAUAUGAACUAAUGUCCAAUGGUUCCCUCGACAAAUUUAUUUACAACAAGGGAUCUGAAACCAUUCCAUCUUUGAGUUGGGAGGUUCUUUUUCAAAUUGCAAAAGGGAUAGCUCGAGGGCUAGAGUACUUGCAUAGGGGAUGUAGCACUCGAAUUUUACAUUUUGACAUCAAACCGCAUAACAUUCUUUUAGAUGAUAAUUUUUGUCCAAAAAUAUCAGAUUUUGGGCUAGCAAGACUUUGCCUCAAGAAAGAGAGCAUUAUUUCAAUGUCAGAUGCUAGAGGAACAAUGGGAUAUGUAGCUCCUGAGUUGUGGAAUAGAAAUUUUGGAGGUGUUUCGCACAAAUCUGAUGUUUAUAGUUUUGGGAUGAUGCUAAUGGAAAUGGUUGGAGGGAGGAAAAACAUUAAUGCUGAUGCGAGUCAAACAAGUGAGAUAUACUUUCCUCAUUGGGUAUACAAGAGAUUUGAUCUAGAAAAUGAAUUUAGACCGGGCGAUGUCAUUACCGCAGAAGAAGAUGAGAUUGCAAAGAGAAUGACCAUUGUAGGCUUAUGGUGCAUUCAAACAUUUCCGAAUGACAGACCUACGAUGAGCAGAGUGAUUGAAAUGUUAGAAGGCAAUGUGAAUUCAUUAGAAAUACCACCGAAACCUAUUCUUUCUUCUCCAACUAGAUCAUUACCAGAAUCUUCAUCUUAA